Poecilia reticulata (guppy) is the source of this 2734-nucleotide messenger RNA. NCBI's taxonomy places the organism in Eukaryota, Metazoa, Chordata, Actinopteri, Cyprinodontiformes, Poeciliidae. The record is from RefSeq and is a predicted model, not a curated record.
UCAUCCACCCUGCUUUCAUUUCGCAGAUCCAAAGACAGCAUGUACCACGCUUUGACCUACGCCACUAUUUUAGAAAUGAAGGCCAUGAUGACCUUCGACCCCCAACACAUUCUGAGUGCGGGCAGUACUAUGAAAGAGGCGCAGACUCUUUGCCAGCGAUACAGAAGGAAGUCAAGCUUCUCAAAAAGCUUCACAGAAGAGGAACUGCAUGCCGAGGUCUGCUAUGCUGAAUGUCUCCUGCAGAGGGCAGCACUCACCUUCCUUCAGGAUGAAAACAUGAUUAGCUUCAUCAAAGGAGGCAUAAAAGUGAGGAACAGCUACCAGACAUACAAAGAGCUCCACACCGUCCUGAAGUCGACUGGAUACACCCACGGCGACAAUCACGGCCAUUUUGAGGGCGGCGUAAAACUGGGAGUCGGGGCCUUCAAUCUAAUGAUCUCCAUGCUGCCCACGCGUACGCUCAAGCUGCUGGAGUUUGUAGGAUUCUCCGGUAAUAAGGAGUUUGGACUUCAACAGCUUCAGGAAGGCUCUACAGAAAGCACCUUCAGGUCGUUCCUGUGCAAUAUGCUCCUGCUGUGUUAUCACACAUUCAUGAGCUUCAUAUUGGGCACUGGGGAAGGAGACGUUGAAGAUGCAGAGAGACUUUUGCAACCAUACCUGAAAAAAUACCCCAAGGGAUCCAUCUUUUUGUUCUUUGCUGGUCGAAUAGAGGAGAUUAAAGGCAACCUGGAUAAUGCCAUCAAGCUCUUUGAGGAGUGCUGUGAGGCUCAGCAGCAGUGGAAACAGUUUCACCACAUGUGCUACUGGGAGCUGAUGUGGUGCUUCACGUACAAGAGGCACUGGAAGAUGGCCUACUUCUACGCUGACCUGCUUAGCAAGGAGAACUCGUGGUCCAAGGCCACAUAUGCUUUUAUGAAAGCAGCCUAUCUCAGCAUGCUGACUGACGAUGACUGCCUUACCUUUGGGGAGAGCGCGCUAACUCUUUUCAGGCAGGUCCCUGGACUGAAACAGAAAAUUGCAGGAAAAUCUUUGCCAACAGAGAAGUUUGCGAUCAGGAAAGCCCGCCGCUACUUUGGGGAAAAUCCAGUUCCUCUCCCAGCUGCUCCACUGGAGAUGAUGUACAUCUGGAACGGCUACACAGUCAUUGGAAAACACAAAGACCUGACUGAGGGCAUGCUGAAAACCCUGGAUGAAGCCCAGGCAACACUUGAAAGCUUUCCAAGGACUGAAUACACCAUAGACGAUCAGUGUCUGUUGAGCCUGUUGAAGGGCCUUUGUCUCAAACACCUGGGUCACCGAGAGGAGGCUGAACACUACUUUACCCUUGUCCUCUGCAAUGAGACUCAGAUAAAAUAUGACCACUACCUGGUUCCUAAUGCCCUACUUGAGCACGGUCUGCUGUGCCUGGAGCAGGGGAGAAGAGACGAAGCUAUUAAACUUCUAGAAACGGCAAAGCACAAUUACAAAAACUACUCCAUGGAGUCACGGACGCACUUCCGUAUCCAGGCUGCUUUGCACAAAGCUAAGGGAACUGGGGAGAAUGGCGUCCAUGUUCCUUCCAGUCCAUAACGGGCAGAGGAGGGCACACCAGCGCAGUGACAGCUUUCUGCUUCUGCAACCCCACAGUGCAACAUCCAGCCCGACCAGCUGCAGCCCGUUUGGGCUGAAGUGUUUAUUUUAUUUGUUCAUCAAAUCUGGAGGCAGUUGUUUAUUUUCUUGUUGUUGAUUUUUGGUGUUAUGUGUCAAAUUAGCGUGGACAUCUGCAUCUCUGACUGGCCUUAAUUGACUUCAUCUGGUUUCUUCAUCCUCUUUUUAGAGAAAUAUCACAUGGAGCUUCACAUACUGAUCUGACUUGUAAUAGAAGCGAGUUUGGAAGUGGGUCAUGUGUUUAUAAAAUGCUGUAGUCUUCCAUCAUGGCUGCUCACUUAAAAACAUAAAGAGUGGCAAACAAAGUCAAAUUUGUGUGGUAUACAAGCUUUCCCCCCACCAUCAUAUAGUGUACAUAUGCAUAUUCCAAAAGGUUUUUAUUAUGGUAAGACGUAAUUAUUUGUUAAAAGAUUCCCAAAAUAUAUUCAUGGACAUAUAUUUUGCUAUGUAUAAAAAUUCAGAGCCAACUUGACCAAAUUUUUUAAAAUCCUUUUUUAAUAGUUUUUUUGUAUGCAUAAUUAUUGGUUCACUGUGUUUUCCAGAAUGAAGGAGCCUUUUAUUUUAAAUUUCAGGGGGGUUUUCAGUUAUUUGAAUCACGUCAAAUAGAGGUUGGUAAGAAUUUAUAUUAGUUGACUCAUUCAGUCUUUUUUUGAGACAUGAAACUGAAGGUAUCAGUUCUGAAAGCCUCAAUUUUCUUUUUGUGCAGACCAAAUAACUCAACUCUCCAAAGUCAAAAUGCCAGCAAGACUUGCAGAUGUUCUGUAGAUUUACCUACUGUAAGCUGCACCUUUGUACACAGAUUGUCCUGUUUUAAGAGGACAGAUAAACAUGUCUUUUAGAAAGGCAGACUCCCUCUUUGUUGCCUCCUGGCGUGUGGGACUGGUUCCAGGGCUACUUGAGCUUGAACAAACCGGCCUUUCAAAGUGAUCAGGGCUGUUUGCUUGUCCGCCUGCUGCAUCCUUUUACAAGUUGAAGGAAACUCUUAUUCACCACAAACCACUACAACCUUUACAGAUUGCAAGAAUUAUCUGUUGACUCCCCUCACAGCAAAAAGUCCAGUGUUAAUUUAACUUUGAAGAGUGUGGAC